Molecule: messenger RNA, 343 nt
Organism: Oppiella nova
Lineage: Eukaryota; Metazoa; Arthropoda; Arachnida; Sarcoptiformes; Oppiidae
Source: the annotation of a GenBank genome assembly
GUGGACGACUCGUAUGAAUGCGUGAAUGUGUUGUGAAAUACAUUUCCUUUUCCUUUUGGAUGAAGUGUUGAAUUCAUUCACCGAUUGUUUGUUUCAUUGAUUUAAUUAAUCGACGAUGAAUGCAAACGUGAGGUCCGUAGGUGUGAAGGACGUGGAUCAGUCUGAGUUCGUCACAGCGUUGGCCGCUUUCCUCAAGAAGUCAGGCAAACUGAAAGUUCCCGAUUGGGUGGAUCUCGUGAAGACCGGUGUCUUCAAAGAGUUGGCGCCUUUCGAUGAGGACUGGUAUUACAUCCGAUCCGCGUCUAUCGCCAGACAUCUGUAUCUGAGAGCACCCGUCGGUUAG